This is a messenger RNA of Grammomys surdaster, 2814 nucleotides long. RefSeq names its product adenosine A1 receptor (gene Adora1). The record is from RefSeq and is a predicted model, not a curated record. Gene Ontology annotation, cellular component: dendrite; membrane; synapse. NCBI's taxonomy places the organism in Eukaryota, Metazoa, Chordata, Mammalia, Rodentia, Muridae. Bases 294 to 1274 code for a protein of 326 amino acids. The transcript has 3 exons. Gene Ontology annotation, biological process: G protein-coupled adenosine receptor signaling pathway. Gene Ontology annotation, molecular function: G protein-coupled adenosine receptor activity.
UGCGCGCGGUGCCGAGAGCCCAGCCCUGCCCGGCGCGGCUCCGGAAAGCCGCCCGGGGAACUUAGGGCAACGCCUUUGGGACCCCCUACUGGUUGGCAGGCAGGAUGGUGAGCUCCUUGCCUCCGGGUCGGCGGACACCUGUGGGCAUUGUGGAUGCACAGGGGAUCCUUGCGGAGGCUGCCUAUGUUCCCCUCCUUCCCAGGCUGGCAUCCCCACCGCAGGCUUCCUGACCACAGGUGCUGGCCUCGUGCCCCAGGGCGCCUGUCUGCUGAUGUGCCCAGCUCCUGCCCACCAUGCCGCCCUACAUCUCGGCCUUCCAGGCUGCCUACAUUGGCAUCGAGGUGCUCAUUGCUUUGGUCUCUGUGCCCGGAAAUGUACUGGUGAUUUGGGCUGUGAAGGUGAACCAGGCACUUCGCGAUGCCACCUUCUACUUCAUCGUAUCCCUGGCGGUAGCUGAUGUGGCCGUUGGCGCCCUGGUCAUCCCACUGGCUAUCCUUAUCAACAUUGGGCCACAGACCUACUUCCACACCUGCCUCAUGGUGGCCUGUCCUGUCCUCAUCCUCACCCAGAGCUCCAUCCUGGCUCUGCUUGCUAUUGCUGUGGAUCGAUACCUCCGAGUCAAGAUCCCUCUCCGGUACAAGACAGUGGUGACUCAGCGGCGGGCAGCAGUGGCCAUAGCUGGCUGCUGGAUUCUCUCCCUUGUGGUAGGCCUGACACCCAUGUUUGGUUGGAACAACCUGAGUGUGGUGGAGCAAGAAUGGAUAGCCAAUGGCAGUGUUGGGGAGCCCGUGAUCAAGUGUGAGUUUGAGAAGGUUAUCAGCAUGGAGUAUAUGGUCUACUUCAACUUCUUCGUCUGGGUGCUGCCACCACUUCUGCUCAUGGUUCUCAUCUACCUGGAGGUCUUCUACCUGAUCCGAAAGCAGCUCAACAAAAAGGUGUCAGCUUCCUCUGGUGACCCCCAGAAGUACUACGGGAAGGAGCUCAAGAUUGCCAAGUCGCUGGCCCUCAUCCUCUUCCUCUUUGCCCUCAGCUGGCUGCCACUGCACAUCUUGAACUGUAUCACCCUCUUCUGCCCGACCUGUGAGAAACCCAGCAUCCUGAUCUACAUUGCCAUCUUCCUCACACACGGCAACUCGGCCAUGAACCCCAUCGUCUAUGCCUUCCGAAUCCACAAGUUUCGGGUCACCUUCCUGAAGAUUUGGAAUGACCACUUCAGAUGCCAGCCCAAGCCUCCCAUUGAUGAAGACCUCCCAGAGGAGAAAGCUGAUGACUAGACUCUGCCUUGCUCUGUCUAGCCCACACCCAGUGGCUCUCUGUUUAACCCUCAUGUCCUCCCUGUCCCCCCUGUCCCACUGUUCCUCCUCAGCUUUCCCAGCUGGGAUAUGGGCUGUGGACACCAGGGAGGCUCUGAAGAGAUACCGUGGAAUAGGGCUCCUUCUAUAAGAAGCUAGCUGCCCUGUACUUUGGGGACCUGGAGGAGGCUUGGAGGUGGGGUGGGCUAUGGCAGGGAACUGGGUACCCUGAGGUGAGAAGAGAGUCUUGUGUGCCCCAUUCAAGGCUGCUCUCUGAGCCAGGGUUAGAAUAUUCUGGCUCCUACAGUCAGACAGGGGAGCCUGCUAUUAGGUGUUGGUGGUCCAAGGGACCAACUUCAAGGAGAGAAAGACAGUCCCUUAGAGGUGGAUAGACAGAGAAAUGGAUAUGUCCCGGCUUUGCUGUCUCUCCUGUUCUAUAGGAGAAGAUAGUAAACCACAGGAAGGAGACCUCAGCCCCUCCUCCAAGGAUUGUGCCACUCAGGUCCUGACCCCGAGAAGCCCGAGGUUGUACUUGGGAGAGGCAGAGAGAAUGGGUCUAGGGAUUGUCUCUCACAUUUGCUUUUUUUACAGCCUGGGACUCCCAGUGGGCCGCAGGGUCCUCGGGGAUAAAAAUAGUGCAGAAGGUGCUUGUCUCAAGUAGCCAGCAGGGAGCAGCACUGAGCCCUUCUUGCCCUGAACUUCCUGGGAGUCUCCAAUGUAAUUUUCUGUUGGGGCCACCAAGAUUCAACAACUCUCAGAGCAGGCUUGGACUCUCCUGAGGGACAGCAUCUCUGCAUCUAAGCCCCGGGAGAAGAGAUUCCCCAGGAAGGACAACCCUUGGGAGCAUGCUGCCUGAGGGAGGGAGGAGGGGGAGGAAGGCAUCCAAGAAGAUCCCAGGCCAACCAUGGGCACCCCUGUUGUGAAGUGUGAAAAGCCAGAGCAGACCAAAGGAGACUGCUGUCUUCAGUAUGAGGAAGUGCCUUGCUGGCAUUUAAAUAUCCAAAACGUCCCUGGAGGUGGAUUUAGCUCAGAAGCUGUGUUACAAAUAGAGUGUAGGCUUUGGGGUGAGGGGGUCUCAGGUAGACCAAAUUUUACUCUGCUGAGCCUGGAUGUCUUCCUUGUAUGGACAGCAGGCAGAAGAGGGUGUCAGGUUCCCUCUUCCUUGGAGUGUGAAUAUUGACUCUAAGUCUUGAUUCCAGGCUCUUCCUUCAGUUGGAGGUAAGGUGUCCCUGGCUCUCAAGGAGGCCCCUAUGUCUAAUAAAAGAUUGUGAAACCCUGUGGAGAGUGGGGUGCUGGCACCCCAGCACUGUCAGAGGGCAACCAGACCACCUCAACGAAGAAGAUGUAAUGGUGGGGGAAGGGGAGAAGCUGGGAGAUGGGUGUGGAGACAGAUGGAACAAGGAAAGUUCCAGAGAUGGUGGGUCUGUUGCUAUAGUUACAGAUUUAGGGUGGCACAUUGUGAAUCAGAAAGCAAGAGCCAGAACACUCACAUGUCUAAAAAAAAUGCCCUGUGUCAUCUUGA